UACCAGCGACAGACGCUUUCUGUGCGACAUUUGUUUACAGCACAAGAUGGCGUCGGUGGAUUUGAGAGACAACAACCUCCUGGGGAUAUCGUGGGUUGAUAGUGGCUGGGUGCCCAUCCUCAACCCUGGCAAUGUGCUGGACUAUUUCUCCGAGAGGAGUAAUCCGUUCUACGACCGCACCUGUAACAACGAGGUGGUGAAGAUGCAGCGGCUCACUCUGGAACAUCUCAAUCAGAUGGUUGGAGUGGAGUACAUUCUCCUUCAUGCCCAGGAGCCCAUCCUCUACAUCAUCAGGAAACUUGCUGUCCAGAUAUCCAGUGUCCAGUCUGCCUUCGAUGAGGCCAUGUCGUACUGUCGCUAUCACCCAUCUAAAGGAUACUGGUGGCACUUCAAAGACCAGGAGGAGAGAGAUGCCAAAGCCGAGCCGAAGUCGAAGAAGAAAGAGGAGCCCAGUUCCCUGUUCCAGAGGCAACGUGUUGACACACUUCUACUCGAUUUGAGGUCCAAGUUUCCUCCAACGUUUUAUCAGCCUAAACCUGGUGAGAAGCCCAUCCCAGUGGAGGUGAAGAAGGAGACUGAACCCCCUGUAGAGCUGGUGAAACAGGAAGAGAGAGAGCCAGCCACCAAGACCUCUGCUCCAGCUCCCCCUAGCAGCAAACCACCUCCGGAGAAACGGCCCAGGCUGCAGUGAUGACCGAUGGCCACUCCUGUAUAUAUUUCUGAUUAUGUCCAUCCUUCAAAGAAAAUAAGAAGAAAAAAAAAACCUCACAUUGCUAUUUCCAGUAUCACCUUUUAUUAAUUCUAGCAAGGCACACUGAAAGGACAUAUGGGACAGGUACAACCCUAUCUGACUGAACAAUGCUAAGGAAGUGGUUUGUGUCUGAUGGAAGGUGUGUGGAAAUGGACCGACAUCCCAGUUUCCAGACCAAACAGACCAUAACAACCCAUCAUCCUGUUUCUGAAGGGCUUGGAAUGGCAUUAGGCAAAUGAAUAGUCACAAAUGGCACCCUAUUCCCUAUAUAGUGCACUACGUUUGACCAGAGCCCUGAUAAGCCCUAGUCAAAAGUAGUGCACUAUAUAGGGAAUAGGGUGCCAUUUGGGAUGCUGGCAUGAGCAGACGAUAUGAGUUGUCUGUCCCAGUACCAGAGCUCAUGGGACAUUCCAUCCAUGUUCUAGAACUGUCUAGUUACUGACAACAUGUACAUCUUACUAUCGCCCCAAGACUUCUCUCUGUGAUGACGCUAGAGGUGAGAGGUUAAGGACCCAGUGAGAUCAUCGGUAAAUCUUUUUGGGGGGGCGUUAUCUCUGAAGCGUAAAUACACAUCCACACAAUUUAUUUUUUCAAUAUGCAAUUGUUUUUUUUUUCACGUCAAGUGAUCCUGAAUACAUUGUGUGUUUUCAUUGAAAAAAAAAUGUUUCAUGCUUUUCUGAAUAUAAUAAUUUUCAAAAAUUCUGCAUUGACUUGAGUUUGUCAUUAUUCAUCAAAAUAUGUAUUUUUUAAUGUGAUUAAAUGUAUGUAAUCUAA
Messenger RNA from Oncorhynchus masou masou (cherry salmon), 1525 nucleotides. RefSeq names its product mediator of RNA polymerase II transcription subunit 6-like. Gene Ontology annotation, biological process: regulation of transcription by RNA polymerase II. Gene Ontology annotation, cellular component: core mediator complex; mediator complex. Gene Ontology annotation, molecular function: transcription coactivator activity. The coding region runs from base 47 to 691 and encodes 214 amino acids. The record is from RefSeq and is a predicted model, not a curated record. NCBI's taxonomy places the organism in Eukaryota, Metazoa, Chordata, Actinopteri, Salmoniformes, Salmonidae. The transcript is spliced from 7 exons.